Messenger RNA from Pristis pectinata (smalltooth sawfish), 981 nucleotides. Its product is annotated as C3a anaphylatoxin chemotactic receptor-like. NCBI's taxonomy places the organism in Eukaryota, Metazoa, Chordata, Chondrichthyes, Rhinopristiformes, Pristidae. The coding region runs from base 1 to 981 and encodes 326 amino acids. Gene Ontology annotation, biological process: inflammatory response; phospholipase C-activating G protein-coupled receptor signaling pathway; positive regulation of cytosolic calcium ion concentration. Gene Ontology annotation, molecular function: G protein-coupled receptor activity; complement receptor activity. Gene Ontology annotation, cellular component: plasma membrane. The transcript has a single exon. The record is from RefSeq and is a predicted model, not a curated record.
AUGUCGCUCUCCGGAGACCGGUCCAACUCCACCCUCGCUGGGAACUUCUCCUCCAGCGAUUCCACCCCCGGGGACCUCAGCUUUCAGUGGCCAGCGUACAUUAUCUUGUCCUUGGUCAUCCUGCUGGGCGUUCCCGGCAAGGGCGCGGCCGUCUGGGUGUCGGGCUUCAAAAUGAAGAGGAACGUCCACACGGUGUGUUUCCUGAACCUGGCUGUGGCGGACCUGACCUACUGCCUCAUCCCGCCCUUCCUGGUGGCCGCCUUCGUGGAUCAUUUCUGGCCCCCAAAUCCCAUCCUCUCCAUGUUCGGCUCCCGCGCCGUCACUCUCAACAUGUCCGCCAGCACCUUCCUGUUGACUCUGAUCAGCAUCUCUCGCUGCCUGGCCGUCACUCGGCCCAUCUGGUUCCGCCAACACCUGCGCCUGGCUUGGGUGGGUGCUGCCUGCUUCAGGGCCUGGGGUCUGGCCUUCCUCAUGUCCCUGCGCCACUUGCUGAUUGAGCAGAUUGUUCCGUAUCUCGGGGACCAUACCUGGGCUGUCAACGGGGUAACUUGGGCCGUCUUGAGCUGCGGCCUCCCGGUUCCGAUCAUGACCGCCUGCUACAUCCUGAGUGGCCGGCGGCUGCUCGGGGACCAGUUCGCCAAGUCCAGGAAGCUCGUCCGCCUCAUCGUGACUGUGGUGGCUGCCUUUAUUGUCUACUGGCUCCCCAUCACUGUUUGCCGCCUUUUCAUGGCCUUCUCCCCACGCAUUAACUUGGACUUGAUAGUCCUCAGAUUCGGUCCGGCCUCUCUCAACAGCGGCCUCAACCCCCUUCCCUACGUCUUCGUCGGCCGCGACUUCCCCCAGGUCUUCAGGCGCUCCAUGGCCGCCUCGCUCCGACUGACCUUCGCCGAGGGUCCCAGCGUACUGAAGGCAUGGCAUUGGGUGACGGAGCAGCGGGAUGGGCAAUGGGCUGGAGAGGGGGGCUGGGCAGCUCUGAACUAA